GUAAAUGCUCUUCAGUUAUGUAGGAAAUAAAGAUAAUAAUAAUGAUGAUAAUAGUAAUAGUCUAUUUGUUAGGUAUGAUACAUCGACCUAAGUGUUUGGAAGUAACAAUUUGGAAAUUACUAACCUUUUUCCGUUUCAAGAAUGAUCCUUCGAUUAUUUUGAAUUAUAUUGGUUCUGGGAAUUUACUUGGAAAUCGUUUCGUAUAAAACACAAUGAUCAUAUUCACGUUAAGUCAUUUCAAAUCUUAAUUAGGGUUUAAUUACAAAGUGGUCAUACAAGUGUGAGAUGCAAGUAUGUACUCGCGUGUUAAAGGCGUCUACAAUAACAAUGUUACAUUGGAAGAACUAAAUGAGGACUUAUUUCGCCUGCAUAUUCCCGCCUUAAUAUUUGUCGCACUUUGUUUUGUGACUGGAUUUGUUGGAAAUCUACUGGUUCUGUUAGUGUACAAGAAGAAAUUCAGAAGAUCUAACCACCGGUACUUCAUUCUGUUUUUAGCAGCGUUAGACUUUCUGGCCUGCACCGCCGGAAUGCCUUUCAUCAUUGCAAGCCUACGGUUGCCAUUUUUGAUGACGUCAUCUGCGUUAUGUAAAUCGAUGCGAUAUCUUCUUUACGUUGUCAAUAACAGCUCAGGUCUGCUGUUAGUGGUCAUUUCGGUAGAAAGAUACUGGAAAAUAUGUCAUCCAUUCAAAACUCAGCCGACCACAAGGCAUACACUUUAUUUAUGCAGUGGAACUGUUUUCGUCAGCGCAAUAAUAGCCAUUCCAGCAGCACUGUUGUACGGUGCCAGUACAAUAGAGACAGGUGUUGGUGAUAAAACGGGGUACCAGUGCUACGUCGACGACACUUCAGAGCACAAACAACUUUUUAAAAUCUAUCAGAGCGUUCUAAUGAUAGAAACUAUUUUAAGUACCGUAAUUUUUGUUAUUUUAUACGUUUUUAUUAUGAGAACACUUUGGACGAGUAAUCAGUUCAUACAAGCAAUGAGAAGCAUGCAAAUGAGUUCGACCAGGAAAUCGGAUACAAGACUUAACAGGGUGAAACAAACAAACAAAUUUCCUACUCUUACACCAGCAGAAAGACUAGCGAUGCGUAAACUACUGGAAUCGAAACAACAACCAGCAGAAACGCAAACACAACCAACACCUCAACUCAUGAAAAGAACUGCAAGAGUUACUCUAAUGCUAUUCACCGUUUCCAUGGUAUUUGUUAUUGCAUUUGUUCCGCACCUUGCACUCAUGAUAGUUACCGCCGAGAAAGAAGAUUCUCUGGAUACUUUGAACGAAAUUGAAAUAAUGGUUUAUCAAAUUUUCUUAAGGAGUUUUAUUUUGAACAAUGUUGCAAAUCCCAUUAUAUACUUAUUUUGCGAUUCUAAAUUUAGAAAAUUGUGUAAAGAUUUUAUACGAAAAUACAUUAUAUGUAACCGCAACAGAAAAUAAAAAAGCGGCGAAACAUCAAAUACAGUUGAAUGAUAAACACUUUGAAACGGUUAAAUAUUUUUUGUUGUAAUUUCAAGCAUGCAUGGUGACGGAGAACUAAACCAAACUAUAUUAUGUCUGCUUCAAUGAAUGUUUCUGUAUUACAUUUAAGUGAGUUAAGUGUGCAUGUCCAAUGUUGUUUGUAGAUAACAAAUUGAUUGUGGUAAUUUUAACAUUAAUAAUUCUUUAUUCA
Messenger RNA from Mercenaria mercenaria, 1668 nucleotides. Its product is annotated as orexin/Hypocretin receptor type 1-like. Gene Ontology annotation, molecular function: G protein-coupled receptor activity. The transcript has a single exon. Gene Ontology annotation, biological process: G protein-coupled receptor signaling pathway. Gene Ontology annotation, cellular component: membrane. The record is from RefSeq and is a predicted model, not a curated record. Bases 294 to 1436 code for a protein of 380 amino acids. NCBI's taxonomy places the organism in Eukaryota, Metazoa, Mollusca, Bivalvia, Venerida, Veneridae.